CUUACUCAGUUGAUUCGUUUUAGUGAAUACUGUAAACCCAAUGUAUGUGUCAGCGGAUGAAGUUCAGUCAACUGAUAAUGUCUAUGCAAAGCCUGUGAAGAAAAAGAAAGUUCCAGAGGGAAACGAUGUUUAUACACAGGUGGAUAAAAAGAAAAAGAAAGAGAAAAACGACAAGAAGAACAAAAAGGGCAAAAUUGAAAUAGAAGGAGACAUUUAUGAAAAUGCACCAGCUGCUGCUUUGAAUGAUAAUAUCAGCAUGAAAAAAGUAAAGAAAGGAAUGGGUAAAGCAUAUGACGAAAAUCCAUAUGAAAAUCCCCUAGCUGAAGAAACAAAACAACCAAAGAAAAAUGUGAACAAAGAUGGACUUAUUUAUGCAGAUCUUACCUUCAACGAUCAGCCUAAAGGCCAGAAAAAAUUAGUUAUCCAUGGACUAGAUGAUAUGACAGAGUAUGUUGAGGUAGAUUUCACUAAAAGGGCCGAUCCUCUGCCAGACAGUGAUGAAGAAACAACAACAAAUAAAUAGAUUAACAACAAAUCUGAUUGCUUGAUAGUAUAGGCGGAAGUUGAUAGUAUUGGGGGAAGUUGCUUUCAUAAUGAUAUUUGCAAACUUUUGAGAUCUGUGGAGAUUGAUGCAAUCAAUAAUGUGAAUAGAAAUGAGUUAUUACAGGAGUAUUUAGACCUUGAGCUUCUAUUUGACUUGAUCUGAUUUUACUACGAUAACAACUCACAAUGCUUGGAAGAUUAAGCUGACCAUACUGAAGUCUGUUAGUAAUUUAGCUACAAUUAAACUGAAGUGUUGUCAUUUCUAUAUUCAUAACAAUUGCUUUAAGCUACAUUAAAUAAAUAUGUAAAUAUAUUUUUCAUCACCUGAAAAACUAAGCAUUUUAUAGUUUAUUUAACAUUUUUAACAGUAUUUUUGUAAAUUUCAUUAAAUAUUGUUCAUAAGUUAUGAUUUUUAAAGGAAACACCACGGUAACAAUAAAGUUUGUAUAUGAAUUUUAACAUGCAAAAGAGAACUAAUAUAAUUAGGUUGUGUAUGCGCUAGGUCACAGUGGAAAAAUUGGUUGUUACCAUGUGGUUCACAGCAAAUAUGAGAUAUUCUUGUGCAAACAAACUUUUACCGUUUUGGUUUCAUAGUGCAUUAGCCCUGUCGUUCACAAAAAAGUAAUCAUCUCAUAAAAAGAUUGAAUUUGUAUGAAAACAUCUGUAAUAUAAUGGGAAAUAUACUGUUGAAUUCGAACUGCUUCAAAAUGUUUGUUGAUUUUCCAUUUGUUACAGAUGACCCAAAGGCAGAGUUUCUCAUGCAAAUAGAAAUUUUACUUCUUAUUGCGCCAUGUGGUUGCAGAAUUCUAGGCCUAUUAAACUCAUUUUGGUUGUCUGGACACCAACAUAAGAACAUGAGUUGAAAUGAAACACAUUUAAUUAAUGAAAUGUAUCUAUUUCUUUUUAGCUCACCUGUCACAAAGUGAAAGGGUGAGCUUUUGUGAUCGAUUUUCGUCCGGCGUCCGUCCGUCCGUCCGUCCGUCGUCCGUCCGUCGUCCGUCCGUAAACUUUUGCUUUAAAUGACAUCUCCUCAUAAACCACUGAGCCAAUUUCAUCCAAACUUCACAGGAAUGUUCCUUUGGUGGUCACCUUUAAUAAUUGUUCAAAGAAUUUAAUUCCAUGCAGAACUCUGGUUGCCAUGGCAACUGAAAGAAAAAUAUUUAAAUAUCUUCUUUUAAACAACACUAAGAGCUAGAGCUUAGAUAUUUGGCAUGAAACAUCUUCUAGUGAGUGUCUACCAAGUUUGUUCAAAUAAAAGCCCUGGGGUCAAAAUUGGCCCCGCCCCAGGGAGUCAUUGAUUUUCCCUAUAUGCAUAUAGUAAAAACUUUAAAUAUCUUCUUUUAAACAACCCAAAGAGCUAGAGCUAAGAUAUUUGGCAUGAAACAUCUUCUAGUGAGUGUCUACCAAGUUUGUUCAAAUAAAAGCCCUGGGGUCAAAAUUGGCCCCGCCCCGGGGGGUCAUUGAUUUUCCCUAUAUGCAUAUAGUAAACACUUAAAAAAUCUUCUUUUAAAGAACCGUAAGAGCUAGAGCUUAGAUAUUAAGCAUGAAACAUCUUCUAGUGAAUGUCUACCAAGUUUGUUCAAAUAAAAGCCCUGGGGUCAAAAUUGGCCCCGCCCCAGGGGGUCAUUGAUUUUUCCUAUAUGCAUAUAGUAAAAACUUAAAAAAUCUUCUUUUAAAGAACCCAAAGAGCUAGAGCUAAGAUAUUAAGCAUGAAACAUCUUUAGUGAGUGUCUACCAAGUUUGUUCAAAUAAAAGCCCUGUGGUCAAAAUUGACCCCGCCCCAGGGGGUCAUAGAUGU
Messenger RNA from Ruditapes philippinarum (Manila clam), 2341 nucleotides. RefSeq lists its product as uncharacterized. Lineage: Eukaryota; Metazoa; Mollusca; Bivalvia; Venerida; Veneridae. The record is from RefSeq and is a predicted model, not a curated record. Bases 41 to 523 code for a protein of 160 amino acids. The transcript has 4 exons.